AUGGCCGCAGAACUCACUUCAACCAAGCUCAAUGCGGAGAAUCACCUCCUCUUAGAUCAACCCCUCCUUCGGCUGCCUCAUGAACUCGCUCGUAGAAAUCUCAAAUCCUUCCAGCGGAUUGUUGAGCGGGAGAAGGAGUAUGUUCUCCCCGCACUUAAAGAGGCGGCCAAAGCCUCAAUGUCCGACAACCAGCCGCCUGAUCAAACUCUCGCCUCGCUAGACGCUAUGAUAUCGCGCAUGCAAGGUUUGAAGCGCAAAAUGGAGAAUUUGCACAUUGAAGAAAAGAAGAUUCACCACCAGUCGAAUAAGCGCAUACAGCAUCUAGAUCAGCUGUACCAGAUCCCUAGCUUGACUGACGUCAAGUACGACCAGUGGUCAAGAGUCAGAUUAGACAGGCUCGUGAUUGACCAUAUGCUACGCUCGGGAUACACGGAGAGUGCCCAGCAGCUUGCCCGUGAGAAGAAUAUCGAGGAGCUUGUGGAUCUAAACGUCUUUGUACAAUGUCAGCGCAUUGCCAACAGUCUCCGCCGUGGAGAAACCAAAGAUGCUCUGCAGUGGUGUAAUGAGAACAAAGCUGCCUUGAAGAAGAGUCAAUACAAUUUGGAGUUUGAGUUACGGCUGCAACAGUAUAUUGAGAUGAUCAGGACGAGGGACAAAGCCAAGUUCGUGGAUGCAAUGGUGCAUGCAAGAAAGUAUCUGGCACCCUAUGACGAAACACAGUCAGUAGAUAUUCAUCGAGCUGCUGGUCUGCUUGCUUUUCCCCCAGACACCAAAGCCGAGCCCUACAAGGUAGUUUGA
Messenger RNA from Aspergillus mulundensis, 798 nucleotides. Its product is annotated as LisH and CLTH domain-containing protein. NCBI's taxonomy places the organism in Eukaryota, Fungi, Ascomycota, Eurotiomycetes, Eurotiales, Aspergillaceae. The record is from RefSeq and is a predicted model, not a curated record. Gene Ontology annotation, cellular component: cytoplasm; GID complex; nucleus. Bases 1 to 798 code for a protein of 265 amino acids. Gene Ontology annotation, molecular function: protein binding; ubiquitin-protein transferase activity. Gene Ontology annotation, biological process: proteasome-mediated ubiquitin-dependent protein catabolic process. The transcript has 3 exons.